AGGCCAGGAAGAACCUUUCCGCCUCCGUACUUCCAUUGGGGGAGCUCCUCGCGGAGGACGGUGUUGACGUCCUCGAGAGCAUUGAGACGCUGAAGGAGGCUGGAAGUGGCAACGUUUCCUGGGCCGACGUUGAAGGUCCAAGAGACGAGAGCACCAUACUGGUUCUCGUUGAGGUGGACACCAUCAGCAGUCUUCAAGGUGAUGGUCUGCUGGGGGGCCUAUAGUAUUAUAUCACUCGUUAACAACUUUAUACGUCCACCUAAAAGGCCAUGGAAGGGUAUGCGUACCUUGACGUCCUGGAUGAGGAGCUGGGUGGCAGUAUCCUCAGUGAGAGGGAAUGGGAAGCCAACUUCUCCGCAGUUCUUGCUCUGGCAGAGAUGGCCGUAGCCGACGGUUGGGAGACCAACUGGGUCAGGAGCAGGUGCUGGGACGAAGCCCUCGAACUCCUUGAUGAGAGCGAUAGUAGCAGGAUUAACGUCUGGGCCAACACAACCUCUGGUGGAGAUCUGCAUUGGAGCUGCAAGAGCGGCUGGGAGGAAGGAGAUGGCAGAGAUGAAGAUUGUGGAACGCAUUCUGAUUGAUGAGUGGGUUGGUUUGAAAGAUGGAUUGAAGCUUGGAGUUUGGGAUGGUUGUUGUUGUCGUCUUGUUGUCUUGCUUGUUUGGAUAUCUUCAUGGACGGGUUCUGUCGAGGUUUAUAUAGACCUCUUCUCUCCGGCUUCUUUCCUCUCAAGUCAGAGUAUACGAGCUUACUCUCUUGAUCAUCUCUCCCUUGGACCACUGUUCCCGCAGCAGGGAGUCCAUUGCUACCUCUUCAAGCAUCGCGACUGGUGAUGCGUGAUUUCAGCCUGGUGCAUAGGUUGGCUUAAUCCGUAUUUUCGGUGACAGGAGAUGGAGAGGUAGCCACAUUUCGUGAAGCACAGCCUCUCGUGUCCUUGAGUCCCGCCGUCCCCAUCGACGAUCACCAAGAGCCCU
Messenger RNA from Trichophyton rubrum CBS 118892, 972 nucleotides. RefSeq lists its product as uncharacterized. NCBI's taxonomy places the organism in Eukaryota, Fungi, Ascomycota, Eurotiomycetes, Onygenales, Arthrodermataceae. The record is from RefSeq and is a predicted model, not a curated record. The coding region runs from base 451 to 831 and encodes 126 amino acids. The transcript has a single exon.